UCAAGACUAUUAACUUAUGAUAGCGAAAAAGAAAAAUACGACAACAUUCUUUCCCACAUUAGCAGCAUAUAUAUAUUUCCAGAACAAUUCCAGCCACACGCCCGAAACAAUCGAAAUAGAAAUAAACCGAAAGCCGAUUUUCUGCGAUUUAAAAUUGCCAAUAGUUAUACCGACUUAUCCUAUGUUACACUUCAUCUUUAUCUACGCGGAUGGGACUGGAUAAGCACACAUCAGCCAGAACUCAUCGAAGAGAUCGAAAAGCAACAAAGCAAAGAUAUAGUUGUAACUAUUUACCGGGCUGUGAGACGGUCAACUAACUCAAGUAUUACACAUAAAGCCAAAAUAUUCGAAUUUCGACAGAGGAUUCCAUCGGGACUAGGAGAAUGGGUGAAUGUUGAUUUGUUGAAAUCCUUAUUUAAUGUUGAUCGUGGAGGAAAUAAGACUCAGGAGAUUCUAAUCAAAGGUGCUGAGUUCUGGAUGAAGCCGUUAGUUGUGACCACUGAUUACGCGACAUCUAAGAAUCCAUUGACCGUUCAUAUAGAAGUUGGAUCCCAAAAAAAGCAUCGAAGAAAAAGAAGUGUGUUUUUGGAUUGUACAGAAAAUGAUCACGAUAUGCGUUGCUGUCGUUAUCCGCUCAAAGUUAAUUUUACCAGCUUCGGAUGGCACUUUGUGGUUGCGCCAACUUCAUUCGAUGCAUUUUUCUGCAGUGGCGACUGUAAAGUUGGUUACUUAGAACAAUAUCCGCACACGCAUUUAGCAGCAUUAACUACUUCCGCCACACCGUGUUGCUCGCCAACAAAGAUGAGUUCCUUAAGUUUAUUAUAUUUUGAUGACAAUCAUAAUCUAGUUUUAAGUGUUAUACCAAAUAUGUCUGUCGAAGGUUGCAGCUGUUCCUAAAAAAUGAAAGUUGAAUGUUUUUUGGAGAUCAAUUAUUAAAAUAAUAAGAUAUUUAACU
Molecule: messenger RNA, 955 nt
Organism: Drosophila serrata
Lineage: Eukaryota; Metazoa; Arthropoda; Insecta; Diptera; Drosophilidae
Gene: myo
Product: growth/differentiation factor myoglianin
Cellular component (GO): extracellular region
Molecular function (GO): growth factor activity; cytokine activity
Source: RefSeq, a predicted model, not a curated record